Fomitiporia mediterranea MF3/22 is the source of this 1164-nucleotide messenger RNA. RefSeq lists its product as uncharacterized. Lineage: Eukaryota; Fungi; Basidiomycota; Agaricomycetes; Hymenochaetales; Hymenochaetaceae. The coding region runs from base 1 to 1164 and encodes 387 amino acids. Gene Ontology annotation, cellular component: RNA polymerase I complex; RNA polymerase III complex. The record is from RefSeq and is a predicted model, not a curated record. The transcript has 5 exons. Gene Ontology annotation, biological process: DNA-templated transcription. Gene Ontology annotation, molecular function: protein dimerization activity; DNA binding.
AUGCCAGUGCCGACCGCGUCCACGGCGCCGCUAAAUAUCAGCGAGCGUCGUCUGGUCGGGGUUCAUGCAGAACGCGUCACUAAUGUCUCCAGCAAUGAUUUUCACGGUCACUACCCGGGCGAGGACAAUAGUUGGGACCUAUCUGCUUUUAAACGCUCGCUUCAGCUGAACGUCACCCGGCUUUCCCAACGCAGUGUCGACCUGGAUCUUAUUGGUGUUGAUGCAUCAAUAGCAAAUGCAAUCCGGCGUACACUUAUUGCAGAAGUGCCGACUAUUGCGAUCGAAUCGGUGUAUGUCUGGAAUAACACCAGUGUCAUCCACGACGAGGUGCUUGCGCAUCGUCUUGGUCUCGUUCCACUCAAUCUUGACCCUGGACUAUUUGAAAUGCGGGAAGAAGGCAAAGAUGCUACCGACCGAAGUACUCUCGUGUUCAAGCUUGAAGUCGAGUGCAAGCGGAAGGCGGGAGCACCUGCAGAAAGUGCUAAUCCGGACGAUCUUUACGAAAAUCAUUUGGUCACCGCCGGGAUGCUAAGAUGGGAACCACAAGGUGAACAAGCGGACGUACCUCAGCUCAAGCCGCCAGGUCCAACGAACCCGAACAUCGUCCUUGCAAAACUAAGACCUGGACAAGUAAUCGACAUGGAAUGUCACGCAAUAAAGAAUGUUGGGAAAGAGCAUGCUAAAUGGUCACCAGUGGCUACGGCCUCAUAUCGCAUUCAUCCGCACAUCACAAUUCUCAAGCAGCCUCCUUCCGGAUCGGCGCGGAAGUUUGCUGACUGUUUCUCACCUGGCGUCAUCAAGGUCAUUGGCGAAGGAACUGCAAGUGAGGCUGUAGAGGUCGACGAGAAAAGGGUCCGUGAAGAGAGCAUGAGUCGUGAGGUUUUUCGACAUUCCGAGUUCGAGGGUUGUGUCAAACUUGGACGAGUGCGAGAUUGGUUCCUAUUCAACAUCGAAUCCGAAGGUCCAUAUGCACCUCGGGAUCUCUUUCCUGCUGCUAUACGAGUCCUCCGAGCACGUGUUAGCACCCUUAAGCGUGCUGCGGAGGCCCUUGCUUCUGGAGAAGAGCAAGAUGCUACGAUUGACGGAUCGACUAACUUGGACUACCACCACGAAGAACGCGAUCAAGAUGGGACGAACGAGGACGUCGUGAUGAUGGAUAGCUGA